Messenger RNA from Trifolium pratense (red clover), 1368 nucleotides. RefSeq lists its product as uncharacterized. The record is from RefSeq and is a predicted model, not a curated record. The transcript is spliced from 2 exons. The coding region runs from base 1 to 1368 and encodes 455 amino acids. NCBI's taxonomy places the organism in Eukaryota, Viridiplantae, Streptophyta, Magnoliopsida, Fabales, Fabaceae.
AUGGGAGGCCACCAAGGAGACCCAUGGCAGAGGCAUCAUGGGAAGCCCUACCGCCAACCGCCCAGAAGAGAAUUCAGGAAUCAUCCCGCCAAUGAAGACCUCACGCCAUUAAACGCCUCAAAAGUUUACGUCUUAAACGAAAUUCUGGCCACUGGUUUGGCCAGCCUCCCCCCAAGGAGAACCAGUAACAUUCCCAUGGGGCUGGACGAUAACGCCUGGUGCGCAUAUCACAGGUGUAGAGGUCACUCCACAGAAAAAUGCUUCCGCUUAAGAGAUUUAAUCGAAGAACUGAUAAAAAGCGGACACCUUCGCAAAUUCAUUGACGACGCCGCCCAAGGGCGGGUUGUCGUGCCAAAAGUCCCCCGACAGGAGCCACGAGACCCUCCUGGGCCAAAUAGAGAGCCUCCCAAGGGGAGAAUCUCCGUGAAUACAAUAGCAGGAGGAUUCUCAGGCGGGGGCGAAUCAAGCUCAGCAAGGAAAAGGUAUGUACGCCGAGCCAUCUCGGAAAUAUACCUCGUAAGUCAACCCCAGCCAUUAGACGUACCAGAUUUGGCGUUCACUGCAAAGGAUGGUAUGGAGGUAGCACCUCAUGACGAUGAUCCAUUAGUGAUACAAGUCCAAAUUUUGAACUGUGACGUAAAAAGGGUAUUGAUAGACUCAGGGAGUUCAGCGGACAUUAUGUACUGGGAAGCUUUCAAGGCCAUGCAAUUGGCAGAAGAGCAACUGCAGCCAUACUCCGGAACCCUGGUUGGGUUCUCUGGCGAACAGGUGGAUGUAAUGGGCUAUGCCUCUCUUCUUACCACGUUUGGAGAAGGCAGCAACGCCAAAACUAUCAAGGUGCGAUACCUGGUAGUUAAAACUCCUUUUACCUCCUAUAAUAUUAUUAUAGGAAGGCCCGCCUUUAACACAUUAGGGGCGGCCAUGUCCACUCUAUACCUAGCAAUAAAAUACCCCCUUGAGAAUGGGGGAGUAGGAACAGUAAGGGGCGAUCAGAUUCUCGCCAAGAAAUGCUACGAAUCCAGCUUAAAGAUACGACACCGAACUUCCAGCGCAAGCGGAAAAUUCGAAAGAAAACAGGCCGCAAUUCCAGGCGGCAUAAACAUCAUAGAGAGCGCAGAUAUGGAUCCGAGGGAGGAAUUUCAGGAUCGAAGGGUAAGUCCUAUAGAAGACUUGGAGCAGGUUCAAAUUGGCAAUGACCCACACCAGACAACCAGCUUGGGAACAGCAUUGCCCAGCGAAGAGAGGAGACGAAUCAUCAAAAUCUUGAAGGAUAACGCUGAUCUAUUCGCAUGGAAGCCUUCGGAUAUGCCAGGGAUAGACGAAGGGAAAGUCGAAGAUGUCACAGGUGCAAGGACAAAAGUUUCCUAG